Messenger RNA from Musa acuminata subsp. malaccensis (wild Malaysian banana), 2437 nucleotides. Its product is annotated as cytosolic endo-beta-N-acetylglucosaminidase 1. Lineage: Eukaryota; Viridiplantae; Streptophyta; Magnoliopsida; Zingiberales; Musaceae. Gene Ontology annotation, cellular component: cytoplasm. Gene Ontology annotation, biological process: protein deglycosylation. The record is from RefSeq and is a predicted model, not a curated record. Gene Ontology annotation, molecular function: mannosyl-glycoprotein endo-beta-N-acetylglucosaminidase activity.
UGGCCCAAUGUCCUCUAUAAAUAAAGCGGGAGCGAAGGCGGGAGAAGCAGAUCGAUAACAGAAACGAAACGAGAUCGGCGAUCGCGAGAUGCCUCCUCCACAAUCGAUCGGCGGGUCGAAUGGCGAUUCCCGGCCAUGGGAUCCGCCCUUCAACCCGACGCAGCCCUCCAUCCCCAUCUCCUACCCCAUCACAACCCUGGAAGCCCUCGCCUCCGACUCCUACCACAACUCUUUCCACUACCCCUUCAACCGCUCCUCUGUCCCCCUCCCUCCCUCCGCCGCCGCGCUGCCCCCUCGCCGCCGGAUCCUCGUCUGCCACGACAUGAUGGGCGGGUACCUCGACGACGCAUUGGUGCAGGGCGGAGACAACUCCGACGCCUACGCCAUCUGGCACUGGUACCUGAUGGACGUCUUCGUCUACUUCUCCCACUACCUGGUCACGCUGCCGCCGCCGUGCUGGACCAACGCCGCCCACACCCAUGGCGUCAGGGUCUUAGGAACUUUCAUUACAGAAGGGGAGGACGGUAGCAAGAUCUGUGACACCUUGCUUUCCACAAAGGAAUCCGCUAGAAUGUACGCGGAACGGCUGACAGAACUCGCUACUCAUUUGGGAUUUGAUGGUUGGCUGGUCAAUAUGGAAGUCACACUGGACAGGACGCAAAUUGAUAACCUGAAGGAGUUUGUCGAUCAUCUAUCUCGUACUAUGCAUUUUCAGAUUCCCGGAUCUUUGGUCAUAUGGUAUGAUGCUGUAACUAUAGAUGGUUCGGGAGGCUCUCAAAAUAAACUGAAUCAGAAAAACAAACCCUUCUUUGAUUUGUGCGAUGGUAUUUUAGUCAACUAUUUGUGGGAGGAACCGGAUGUUGAAGAUUCAGCUAGCGUUGCGGGUGAGAGAAAGUUCGACGUCUACAUGGGCAUUGAUGUUUUUGGCAGGGGUACCUUUGGUGGCGGACAGUGGAAUACAAAUGCAGCCCUCGACGUACUGAAGACGCAUGAUAUUUCGGCUACCAUAUUCGCUCCAGGAUGGGUAUAUGAAACUAAUCAAGGACCUGACUUCGAAACUGCACAAAACCGCUGGUGGGGCCUUGUGGAGCAAUCAUGGGGAAUUCUUCGGAACUACCCUAAAGUGUUACCCUUCUACUCGAACUUUGAUCAGGGUCGCGGCCUUCAAUUUUCAAUUGAAGGAUUACAGGUAGCAAAUAACCACUGGAAUAACAUAUCUUCUCAAGGCUUCCAGCCACUUCUUAGUGUUGGCUCUGCUGUGGAAGCUUACAUCGAUUUUGAGGACGCUUCUUACUUUGGAGGAGGAAGUCUCACUGUUAAAGGAAGUGUCGAGGAUGCCUCUGUUUUCUCUAUAAAGAUCUUCAGUGGACAACUGCUGCUGGACGAUAAAGCAGUGCAGGUUAAAUGUUUUGUAAGAUUAGAUGAUAAUUCUCUCUUUGGAGAAAUCCUGGUUUUGGUGUCUGAAACCAACAAAAAGUCAUACAUCCUUAUCGAAGAUGAUUCUCAACCACCGUUAACUGUUGCAAGCUUUGAGUUUGAUAAGAUCAUUAAACUACCACAAAUUAGUAAGAAGGCAGACGUGCUGGCCGACUCAACCUGGACUCCGUUUGCCGGCACCUUCACCAUGACUGGCUACACGCUGACUGACAUCUAUAUCGUGGGUGCCUUGAAAGAUGCAGCCGUGGAGAUGGAACAAAGUCCAACCCGAAAAAGUGACUCACCUUCUUCCUACCAUGCAUCAUUAGGUCAGAUCAGAAUUUUCAACACGCCAAUGAGUUAUCCACUCGCGGACGCAUGGCACAUCGAUCCCUCGUAUACUUCAUGGACCACAGAUCUCGAUGGAAACAGAAUUCUCAGCCUAAAGAUCACUUGGAAGCUCAACGAAGGCGACAUGACGUCGUUCACGAGAUACAACAUUCACGUGGAGAAAUUAUUGACUCAUGGAGGCAACAACGAGGCACGCCCCAGCUUCCUUGGGUUUGCUAGAGUUGAACUCUGGUACGUAUUGCAUCUUGCUAUUCCCAGUGGAGUUGGUCUCGUCAGGUUCAUCGUUCAGCCGUGCGGUGUGGAUGGAAGCUGCCAAGAACUGGACAAAUCUCCGACUCUUGAACUGCGGCCGCCGCAUUCUGAAGGUUGAUUUGCAUGAUGUCGUAGCUGCAAUAAAAAUCUCGAGAACUCCUACUGCUGUGUCAGGGUGCUGCAGGUGUUGUAGCAAUAAUAAUAAUAAUAAUAAUCUCGAGAACGGCUACUGUGUCCCAGGGUGCCGCAGGUGUUGUAACAGUCAUAAUAAUCUCGAGAACUCCUACUAUUACCGUGUCAGGGUGCUGCAGGUGUUGUAGCAAUAAUAAUAAUAAUCUCGAGAGCUACUAUUGUAUCAGUGUGCUGUUGUUGUGACGAUAAUAAAGUCGAUGGUGAUGCAGAUUGGUGUAGCUUUCGC